Alligator sinensis (Chinese alligator) is the source of this 863-nucleotide messenger RNA. Its product is annotated as ribonuclease pancreatic-like. Gene Ontology annotation, molecular function: nucleic acid binding. Bases 96 to 608 code for a protein of 170 amino acids. The record is from RefSeq and is a predicted model, not a curated record. Lineage: Eukaryota; Metazoa; Chordata; Crocodylia; Alligatoridae. The transcript has a single exon.
UGCAUCAGGUGACUAACUGGCUUCCUGAGUUUUAGUCUUCCUUGUUUUGACUUCAUUUCCAGCCCCUCCCUCCCAAGGUGGCCUAAUCUCCACCCAUGUCCCCUGCCCCUUCCACAACUGCAGGUGGAUCGAGUGGCUCUGAGGAAGCCAUGUCUCCCAGAGGGCCCCAUGCCGCCGUGCUGCUGAUGUUCCUGAUGCUGACCCUGAUGUCUUCCCGGCCGACCGCGGACGGCAGGGAAACACAAUACGCGAAGUUCCAGCGGCAGCAUAUCGACGAGCUGUCGCACCCGCCGUUCAGUGAUGCCUACUGCAACACGAGGAUGAAGAAGCAGAAGAUGACCACUCCCAAGUGCAAGGACUUCAACACCUUCAUUCACUCAGAUUUAGCAACAGUAAAAGCUGUCUGCACACGGACUGGGACUAAGAGGCCCAACAACAGGUAUUACAGCAACGACAGCUUCUCUGUCACUGACUGCAAAUUUAUAAGAAAGGACCCACGGCAAGGCUGCAUGUACAAGGCAACCACCUUGUCCCGGAGGAUUUGCAUAACCUGUGAGCAAGUCCAGGGAGCUGGACUGGCACCUGUCCACUAUGGCAGCUACAAAUAGUGCUUCCCAAGUAGCCAGGGGUGGGGCAGGCCUUGACCCCACUGCCCACAUCCAAAGUUAGCCCAUGGGGCUGCUGCCCAUCUCUCCCCUCUUUGGUCACGCUACUGGUUAUUUCAUACCUAGUAUACAGAACGGCACUCCCAGCCCAUCCGUUCUCCUCUUCUGGCCCCUAGUGCCCAAUAUACAGAACAGCAUCUCCCCUCCCCGCCCAAAUCCAGAGGCAGCAGGAACGUGCAGCCAAUCCUCCAGCAUCCU